UAGUGGAUUGUGAUUGAUCUGUUUAUGACUGUCUGAUGUGUGUGUUUUUGUGUGAAAGUACUGUCGUGCUAAAAUUCUGGAUUGUUCAAAACAUUUCUCAGGCAGAGUCAGCAGUCAGUUAGAAAUCUCAGAGAGCUUUAUUCACGAUACCGGAGACCUACGCCGUGUCACUAGCAGACGUAGUCUGAAUAUGCGGAGAAAAGGCACACUUCUUACAGGACUGGUCAAAGCUUACAUCUCCCCUUGUGACAUGUCAAAUAUCCACUGACCACAUCCAACACCCAAACUCAUCCAACAUUGUACACAAGGAUGAAUCCCUUAAUAACCGACAUCCGUGACAUUUCCCCAAACUUUGACCUAACGUACAUGAAGGCGCCAACCUCCUUAGUGAAGAUGGCAGCUCCAUCUCAGGGCCCCCUCUAGCCAAACCAGCACGUAGUCCCAAUCACCUGAGAAAGAAUGUCACACAUGCUAAACAUCUCUCAUCAUCCCAAUUUCUGUUCACUUAUACACUUCUAUGAAUAACGUGCUCACAAACAAAAGUAAAAGAGCACAUGAGUAAAAUAUACAGAACACACAUAUGGUUUUCUUGCACACAGAUCUGAAAGGUUAAAAUGUCCUCCUACAGAACAAUAUGUGUGUUCAGGAAAGUGUACUGUCUGUGUGUGUGUGUGUUUCUGAUUGUAUGUAAAUGAGUGUGUUUCCAUUGUGUGUGUGUGUGUGUGUGUUAGUGAUAGAGGUGCAGUACCGUCAUGGCCGCCCUGUCCUUCACUUGAUGCUGCCGUCUCGCGGUGAGGCGUGCCGCUUCCCGCUCAGGCCCAUGAUGAUGACCGUGGCCGACCUUUUGUCUGACAUCCAGAAUGAGGACCCUGGGGUCACCACAACUGCCAUACUCACCGCAGAUGGAAACAAGGUGUCCUCCAGUACCCUACUCGACUCAGUUCUGAAUAAUAACUUCCAGCUGGUCAUCAAUGACACCACCUACAGCAUUAUCUCACCCUCCAAUGAUGAGCUGUGCCAUGAGCAUCUGACGGGGCUGGAGGACGUGAAGAUGGUUGUGCACCUGCUCUACACGGCCCUCCAUCUGCCAGAGCACCAGCGCCUCAAGGAGAGGCAGCUCCUAGAGAGACUGGACACCCUCAGACAGCUGCUGCAGCCCCUGGAGAGGGAGCGUGCUGGUCUGGAGGCGCGGGCGGAGGCUGAGUCUAUGCGGUACGUGUGGGGGGGGCUGGCCUACAUGUCUGUGCAGGGGGGGUUCAUGGGCUGGCUCACCUGGUGCGUCUUCUCCUGGGAUGUCAUGGAGCCCGUCACCUACUUCAUCACCUACACCUGGAGCAUGGGGCUGCUCGCCUACUUCCUACUCACACAGCAGGGAAACAACCAGCAACCUGUCUCAGUAGCCAAUCAGGAGUUCAUGUAUGCUGAUGCCAAAGACCGUCACUUCUUGUCCCACCUCCACCGUGCAGCAGCCAGAGAGGGGUUUGACAUCACACAUUACAACAAGCUCAAGGAGGAGGUUCUCCAGGUGGAAAAUGACUUGCGUCGCUUGAGGAAUCCCAUCAAGCUCCAGUUACCAGUGGAGCAAGUCCAAGGCUGAGGCUGACACACACACAGACUAGACUCUUAGAGGACUGUACUGUUACUGUGCUGGGCUCUGCAUCUACAUGGGAUAUUGCCUUAAGAUUGUGAAACACAAUAUCAUUCAUAUCCCAUGAGACACUGCCUUGUCUGACUGAUGGGUUUGAACCUGAGUUUAACUCAAUGUUUCUAUUGUAAUGUUUAUGUCUGUUACAGGCUUUUAUUUGUAUGUUGUCUAUUGUUAUAACACUUUAAAAAUUAUUUUGUGAAAAUAAAGUAUUUUCUUGCUUAUGCUA
Alosa sapidissima (American shad) is the source of this 1874-nucleotide messenger RNA. Its product is annotated as calcium uniporter regulatory subunit MCUb, mitochondrial-like. NCBI's taxonomy places the organism in Eukaryota, Metazoa, Chordata, Actinopteri, Clupeiformes, Clupeidae. Gene Ontology annotation, cellular component: mitochondrial inner membrane; uniplex complex. The transcript is spliced from 7 exons. The record is from RefSeq and is a predicted model, not a curated record. Gene Ontology annotation, biological process: mitochondrial calcium ion homeostasis; calcium import into the mitochondrion. Bases 692 to 1597 code for a protein of 301 amino acids. Gene Ontology annotation, molecular function: calcium channel inhibitor activity.